Molecule: messenger RNA, 1105 nt
Organism: Platichthys flesus (European flounder)
Lineage: Eukaryota; Metazoa; Chordata; Actinopteri; Pleuronectiformes; Pleuronectidae
Gene: tmem45b
Product: transmembrane protein 45B
Exons: 6
Coding region: 114-956 (280 amino acids)
Source: RefSeq, a predicted model, not a curated record
GUUUGAAGUGCAGGGAGCAGGUGUGCACGGUUCACACAGUCUCUGACAGCUGCUAACACUCACGGAUUUCACCUGAUCUCCAGAGCAUUGGGGAGUUCGAUAAGAGCUUUACGAUGGCCAACUUUGGAGGGCACGCCAUUCCUGGUGCCUUCUUUCUGUUUUAUGGCUUUUGGCUGACAGUGAAACACACUCUCCAACAAUACUGGAGGAAGGGUCAGCCCAACGGAAGACAGGUCAUGCCACCUUUAUUUAAAAAAUUGGACUACAUCGAAGGAGGAUUCACAUUAUUUGCUUCAUUUGUGGGUAUUAUGGUGGAACAGUUUGUGGUGGACGGGCCACACGCCCACCUGUACGACAGAGACAACAAAUCGUGGGUGAAGCUGAUGAACUGGCAGCACGGCACCAUGUAUCUGUUCUUUGGGAUCUCAGGAAUAGCAUUGGUCACCAGCACCAGAUCCAAACAGGUGCCACGUGGCGUCGACCGCCUGGCUCUCUCCAUUGCUCUUUUCGUGGAAGGUUUUCUGUUCUACUACCAUUUGCAUAACCGUCCCCUCCUGGACGCCCACAUCCACUCGCUGCUACUCGUGGCUGUGUUUGCUGGGUCAGCUAGCACCAUGUUGGAGGUGUUCAUAAGAGACAACUUUGUUCUGGAGCUGCUCAGGGGUUGUCUGUUCAUCCUGCAGGGCUCGUGGUUCUUCCAGAUUGGAUUUGUUCUGUACCCUUUAAACGGAGAACAGUGGGACUUGACAUUGCACAACAACGUCAUGUUUGUCACAAUGUGCUUCUGCUGGCACUUAGCUGUCGCCCUUCUUCUGGUCGCCGGCACAGUGUGUGUGGUUUCUUGCACAGUGAGGAGAUUCUCAGGAAAGGGACAGGAUAUAGAAAUUGGAAUGAGAAACACAUCCUCAAGUGCAAGUUGCCAGAAAGCUUUGCUUGAAGAGUCUGAUGAAGAGUGAAGGCUGUGUUUUGGUCCUUCAAUUUUUUAUUUAAUUUUCUAUGUUUGUGGUUUGGAGUGUCUCAAGCUACUGUUUGCACAAUGUCGUUUAGUUUUUUUCUUUGGUAAAAAAUAACAAAUGAAAAGACAAGAAUCUAUCUGUUAUGUUUU